AUGGUGUCCAAGAUCAUCAAGAAAAAGACCAUCAAAGACCCGCGAAGCCGCUGUUGCGGCCGCAGAAGAAAAAAUUCUUCAAUCAAGAGGGUCACCUCCACCGCCUCCUCCAUUGUCCUCACAUCUAUCAAGAAAUCUAUCCGUGCCUGCCGCCGCCUCAUCAAGAUCUUCUCAAAACUCGCCCGCUUUGGCACGUCAAAAAAUCCUCAAAAACAAGGUUACCAAUAUCUGAAGAAAGCCCCUGAAGAUGAUACAACACAUUCAUGCCAGUUAUUUGACAAUGGCCUCCUGCCAACAAUGUGGCCGGAAAAGAAGACAGUUAUACUUGAUCUCGACGAGACUCUGGUUCAUUCCAAGUCUGACCCUGCACCGGAGAAGUACGAUUUUGUGGUCAGACCUGUGAUCAAUGGAAGAAAAAUGAAUUUCUAUGUGUUGAAACGUCCCUUUGUCAAGGAAUUACUUGAAGCACUAAGCAGAAAAUUCGAAAUUGUUGUGUUCACAGCUGGAAUUGAGGAAUAUGCAUCGCUGGUGCUGAGAAGGAUAGACCAGAAGGGUGUGAUUUCGCACCGGCUUUAUCGUAAUUCGUGCACAGAAGUGGAUGGGAAGUUUGUGAAGGACUUGUCUCAGUUGGGGAGGAAUUUGAAGAGUGUGGUGAUAGUUGAUGACAAUCCAAAUUCCUAUGGUUUCCAGCCACAAAAUGGAAUUCCAAUACGCCCAUUUACAGAUGAUACCGGGGAUGUGGAGCUAAGGAGGCUGAUUGACUUUUUUGAGGGCUCUCAUUGCUUUGAAGAUAUGAGGGAUGCUGUUAAGCAUUAUCUUGCUGAGGAAAACAAGAAGUUAGAUUCCUGUUUCUUUUUCCCCCAAUUUUCAUGAAAAAUACUGGGUCAAUCAAACCAGGUUCGAUCUCAAAUGAGAAAGGACAAAAAAAAAAAAAAAAAAGGAAAUAUCAUAUGUAACUUGUUCAUUUUUGUUUUUGCUCUGUCCUCUAUAUGUUGCUGUGGUUCUACAACAAUUUUUCACAUUGCCCAAAUUUGAGCGUGGGUGCAAGUUGACAGUGUUUUGGAAUGUUUUAGCAAGUGAGAUAUGUUAAGAUUUUUCUCGGGAAAAAGUAGAAGAAAAGCAAGGGAUCAUUUUGCGGAACCAAGGAGAAACCACAGUAUGCAGGUAUGCAACCAGUAGUAUGGAUUUUUAGGUUAUGAUGUAAUGAG
Cornus florida is the source of this 1208-nucleotide messenger RNA. RefSeq lists its product as uncharacterized. Gene Ontology annotation, molecular function: phosphoprotein phosphatase activity. Bases 1 to 873 code for a protein of 290 amino acids. The record is from RefSeq and is a predicted model, not a curated record. The transcript has a single exon. NCBI's taxonomy places the organism in Eukaryota, Viridiplantae, Streptophyta, Magnoliopsida, Cornales, Cornaceae.